Plasmodium yoelii is the source of this 3828-nucleotide messenger RNA. Its product is annotated as conserved Plasmodium protein, unknown function. The coding region runs from base 1 to 3828 and encodes 1275 amino acids. The record is from RefSeq and is a predicted model, not a curated record. Lineage: Eukaryota; Apicomplexa; Aconoidasida; Haemosporida; Plasmodiidae. The transcript has a single exon.
AUGGAUUUAUUUUUUCUUUAUAUUAUCACAUUUUUCGAGUUAUUAUAUUUAUUGAGCGGAAUUACAAGUUGUAUAAAUUGGGGUAGCGAAGAUAAAAAGGGGUAUCAAAAUAAAAUAUUGUUUAUUAGGAAUUAUAAAGAAAGAUAUAAAAGAUGCAAUAAAAAUAAUAAUUUACAAAAAUAUUAUAUUCAACAAAAAGUAUCGAAAAUAAACUCCAAAUUAGUAAGCUCUUUUGAAUCACCUAUUGUUGGAAUAAACUUGGGAAAUAUAUUAAAAAAUAAAAAUAAAAAUAAAUAUUUAUUUUUUUCACAAAAUAAUAUUUUAAAUCUAAGUGGUUCAAAAAGUGAAUUAAAAAUUUCAUUCAAAUUGCAAAAAGAAUUAAUUCUAAGACGAAAUAAAAAUUUAAUAAAUAUUUUAUUAUGUCUUCAUUAUGUUCCUACAAUUUCUAAUGAAUAUUUAAAAAAAAGUUUAAAUAAUUUUCAUCUUUCAGAUUUAAACAUAAAGGAAAAUAUUUUAUAUCAUUUAACAUUGAAGUGUUUAUAUGGCUUUGAAAAAAAUAAAAAUAUUUUAGAAACAAUUCAUAAAAAUAAUUAUAAAUUUAUUUUACAACAUUCUAAGAUAUUGAAAAAGAUAACAAAACAUGUUCAAAUUUCUGAAGAAAAAAAUUGUUUACAAUCUUCUAAAAGAUUUGAUAAAUUAAAAAAUAAUUUAAUUAGAACACAUAGAAACAAUUCAUGGGUUGAAAAUAAAGUCAUAGAUGUGUAUUUAAAAAUUCGAAAAAAAAUAAAUAUAAUUUUUAUUAACACAAAAAAAAAAAAAUAUAUAUUUCAAACAUACAAAAAAAUAAUAGGUAAUAUUAAAUAUUAUGAUGUAUAUGACAAAUUAAUCAUUUUAAAUUAUUUAUACAAAAAUAAAAAAUAUAGAGAAUGUUUUUUAUUUUUUAAAAAAUAUAUAUAUAAUAGUAUAUUUGAACAUAAUACCCAACAAAAAUCAAAAUAUUUUAUUAUAAAUUUUAUUAACAUAUUAAAUCAUAAUAAUAUAUUAAAUAUAUAUUUGAUGCGAAUACAUAAUUCAUACAAUUUUCUCUUAAGAUCUAUUUUAUUGUCUAAAAUUCAAGAUAAACAUAAAUUGAAUUUUUUACAAAUUAAUGUCGAUAAUUUUAUUCAAAAAAAUUUAAAAGAUACUCUUUAUUUGGGAAUUAAACAAGACACAGAUGUAGACAAAAUUCAAAAUGGCAAUUCUAAUAAUAGUAACACAAAUUUAACUUAUUUAUUUUAUACAAAUCUUUUAAAUAUAUUUUUAAAAAAAAAAAACUAUUAUUUUUCUGGUCUUUUUUUAAAACAAUUUUAUUCUCACUAUAUGGAUAAUAUUUAUGACCAUAAAAUAGCCAAUGACGAAAAGUUUUUUUUUUUUUUAAUAACUUUAGCAUUUUCUUUGAAAAUAUUUUAUUUAAAAAAAAAGGGAAAUAUAACAACGCAUGCCAGUGGCAUAUUCGGGGAAUGCAAAGAAAAUGCGAAAAAUGGUGGAAAUACACAAAAUGGUGGAAAUACACAAAAUGGUGGAAAUACACAAAAUGGUGGAAAUACACAAAGUAAACAGUUUGAAGCCUUGGACAUAUUCUCUCAUAUACCCUCACAUAAUUUUAACCACGUAAACAUAUUUGGUGAAGAUUUGUUUAGUUCCGAAACAACUAAUUUGGCUGCACCAUUUGAAGUUGUUAAUAAAAUUAUAAAUUUAAAUAAAUUAGAUGAAGAAGAAAUUGAUACAUAUAAACAUUUCUAUAUUUUACUUUUGUGGCAAUAUGUAUAUUUAUUACGACCUAAUUUGAAAAAUAUAAAUUUUGAAAAUGUGCAUUAUUUUAAUAUUAAUAAAGAAGAACCAAAUCAAGAUAACUUAUCAAUUUUGAAGGAAAAAAAAAAAGAUAAUCUUUUUUCAAAAAUAAUUAAAGGAUAUAAAAAAAUUUUAAAUAAAAAAAUUUCUACACACCCUAACGAAGAAAUUUUGAUAUACAAUCAAGCAUUCGAAGAGUUGAACUUUUUUAUAGAAAAUUAUUUAACUGACAUAAUUAAUAAAAAUAUAAAUAAUAAAAAUGAAGAAAAAUAUAUCUUACCUGAUAUUUUGUCAAAUUUAAUGGAUAUAUUAUCUAUGCACAAAAUAAACAUAUCAUUUUUUUUUUCAGUCUUAUAUUUUCUUGACUUAAACAAUAAAAAAUUAAUAAAAAUUAUUUUAAAAAAAAAACUUUUUAAAAAUAUAAAUAAAAAUAUUACAAAAAUAAUAACAAAACGAUUUCGCAAAGAAAUACAAAUAAACAAAAAAAAUGAACAAACCCCAUUCCUUUAUGAAUAUAUAUUAUCAGAAUAUAAAGAAAUAUAUGAUACAUAUAAAAAUAUUACUAACUAUAGUACCAAAAAAGAUAUAAAAAAAUUAAUAAAAAAAAUAACUGGAAAAAAUGAAAGGAAACAUCAUCAUUUUAAAAUAUUCAAAAAACCUAUAUUCGCCUUAAAUUUGAAACAACUAUUUUUUAUUUUUUAUUCUUUAAGUCAUUUUAAAAUGGAUAAAGAAAUUAUUUCUUUAUUUCGACAUGCAAUCAAAAAUAAAUAUUUAAAAAAAAAAAAUUUUAUACACAUUUUUAAAGACAAAAACGAAGAAAAACAAAAUCACACAAAUAAUAAUAUAGAGGAAAAUAUUAAUUUGUACAAAAAAAUAUUUUUUAUAUAUCAUAAUUCUAUCUUAAGUUUGGAUAAUUCAUUUUAUAAUCCAAGAUCAAAUAAAUGGGGUUCAAACUAUUCAAAAUAUUUUUUUUAUUAUUCUAAUAACCCAUUACACAUUUAUAAAUACGUAGGUAAUAAAUAUGAAGAGAAGUUAAAAAAAAAAGAAAUGUAUAAUCUCGUUAGACAAAAUAAAAAUUGUAGAGAAUAUGAUAAUAAAAUUGAAGACGAAUUGGAGAAAAUAGAAAAUAUCGAAUUUUUUGGAAUAAAAAAUAUUGAGAGAAUUAAAAAAAGCAAAAUUUUUAAGAAAUUCUUUAUUAAUAAAAUAUAUAAUUUUAUAAAUAAAAAUGAUUAUACAUUAAUUUUAAAUGGGCUUAUGAAAUAUUUACUUAAAAAUGUAACAACACUAAGAGCUAGCCAAAUAGAAAAAAAAUGUGAAACUAGCGAAAAAAAAAAAAAAAAAUUAUGGACAAAAUAUAUAUAUUUAUAUUUUUACCUGACUUGGCAAUGUUAUUUAAAAACACACAAAAUGUCAAAUAUAAUUUUUUUGAUUUUAUUAAAAACUAGUUUAUUAAUGAAUGAUAUAAAUAAUUUUAAUAAUCUUCUUUUAUUAAAUAAGAAAUUAGCACAUACAAAUUAUAUGUGUAUUAAUUCUAUGAUAAAUAAUGACUCAAAUUUUUUAUUAUUAAAUUUAAAGAAAAAAUAUAUUUCAAGUUUUAAAAUACCAAUUGAUAUGUAUAUUAUUCAUAAUAAAAAACUUAUUAUUUAUAAUUUAAAUUAUUUUCAAGUUACAAAAAUAAUUAAUAAUUUUAUUAAUGUGGAAACACAAAUUAUAUUUUUUAUUGAUUGUAGACAAACCUUUAUUAAUUUAAUAAAUUUAGACAAUUUUUUCAAUCUAUCUUUUUUCAAAAAUAAUAAAUUUAUCCAUUUUCUCAAUCAUCAUAAUUUAAUAUUAAAUGAAAAUAAUUUUUUUAAAAAAUCAAAAUUUGUCUUAUUUUUUGGAAAUUGUAUUAACAAAAAAACAAAAAUUAUCAAAUAUUUUUCAAGCCAUUAUAAAAAUUAUAAUAUUCAAAAAAACAAAAGUAUAAAGGAUGCUCUUAUCAUAUCUGUCUAUGAUUAA